CGCCUUCAGACAACUUCCCGCUGUGUUCAGGUGGCAUCUGGAGAAGUUUCGCCAGGGCCUGGACUGGCGCAAGGAGGGAGUUCGGGUCCUUGAUCAGGAUCCUACAUCCAAGGGGUUGGUUGAGUGUUUCUCCCGGGAAGUCUAUGUGGCUGGGUGCGAACGUAUGCUGCAACCCCUCCUCCCCGUUCUUCAACAGGCUUUAGGCCGAUCAGUGGAGCUGGCCGACUUCCCCCACAUCUCGGCCGAUCACCUCAACGUUCUUAAGACCCAAAUGGGUAAAUAUGAUCGAGACUUAAAGAGGGAGGCUGAUCGGGCAGCUGGGAAGGAUCCCUAACCCUGACUGAUUCGGGGGAUGAUGCGGCAGAAGGGGAUGAAGACGAUAAAGAUGAUGAGGAUGAAGCCCCAGAACAGUAGAAUAGUUUAUUAUCUUUUUACUUUUCUUUUGCUCAUCUCUUUCUUCAUUCGAAGUCAUAUUAUGUAUACCCCGGCCAAAAGUGCCGAUG
Messenger RNA from Cuscuta europaea, 503 nucleotides. The record is from the annotation of a GenBank genome assembly. Lineage: Eukaryota; Viridiplantae; Streptophyta; Magnoliopsida; Solanales; Convolvulaceae.